Aspergillus fumigatus Af293 is the source of this 1275-nucleotide messenger RNA. The record is from RefSeq and is a predicted model, not a curated record. NCBI's taxonomy places the organism in Eukaryota, Fungi, Ascomycota, Eurotiomycetes, Eurotiales, Aspergillaceae.
AUGGCUAAGAUCUUGAAACAGCCGCAGAGCCAUAAUCUUCACGCGUCGUAUCCCCUUGGUCUUCCUCGGCGCAAAGAUUUCUUCUCGUCCAAUGCCUUUCUCAGUCAGAAACAGUCUAGAAAUGGUGAUUUAUCGCAGGAGUUGUCAUCGGAGACGCAGAAGCAACGCAGGAGAGGUGCCAGAAACCCGGCCGCACCUACAUCGUUACGGAGAGUGGCAGUGGAGGCACAAAGGUCGAAAGAUGGGAUCUUAUCAAAGGCUCAACUGAAAGAGCAAGGAAUCUACCAGACUAAGGUUUCAACAACUGCGCCCUCAACCUAUGCUGUAGCAGAACAAUUCGAUAUCCGCAAAGUCAGAGAUAUCCUCCAAGAGAAAGGUUUCGAGCCGGAUCCGUUUCAAACAGGCCUGUUUCCUCAAGUCGUUCAUAUCCAAGUUCCCAUAGAUUCAAUUCGACGCGUCAGUAAUCUCACCACGACCGAUCUGUCAUCCGAUGAAGUUGGCGAUGUAUUCGUUUUCCCUUCCGGCACUGUGGUGGCAUGGUCUUUGCCCGAGGGCUUUACAUCUUUUCUGGCAACUAGAACCCUUCUCCCGGCGGCGGAAGGCGCCCACAUAGAUAAUCUGGAGACCGAGGAUUUGGAAUACAUUGAGGACCCCCAACGGGAGAAUAGCAGCAUUAAAGGAGACACCAUUAUCCUUGGCACCAAGUCCGGUAAUGACGACCCGGAAUCGAAGCUCGGCCGGCAGUCCGUAGACACGGUCCUUACUAAGGUGGCAUUUUCGUCAGGGUUGGCUCGAAGUACGAAACUGGCAGUGCUUGAGACUCUGUUGGCCAAUUAUUUCGAGUCAACCAGAACAAUACCCACACUUCUAUCACAAGGCUCUCGCUUACCCUUCACAAGAGAUUUCAUCCUUCGCAAGACCGGCCAACUGCUGAGUGUGCGAGCCCAAUUGAAUCUCUAUUCGGAACUGACAGACUCAUUGCCAGAUUUAUUCUGGGAUAGCCGGCAUGAGCUAGGUCUAGAGGGCUACUACGAACAGGUAGGAAGGGCACUGGACGUGGGUAUUCGCAUCAAACUCUUAAACGAGAAAAUGGACUACGCACAGGAAAUAGCAAGCGUGCUUCGAGAGAGACUGAGCGAGACACACGGCCUCCGGCUCGAAUGGAUUAUCAUCCUCCUCAUUGCCGUUGAGGUAGGAUUUGAGGUUUUAAGGCUUUGGAAAGAACGCGCUCAUGAGCUUGAAGCCAAAGCUGAAUUAAGCUCUGAACCUUCGUGA